GACCGCAGUAAAAAAGUGUGUGUGUUUGGGGGGGGGGGAAAGAAAACUCGAUGGCGGUGCAAACGGCGCCUUUGCCGCCUCCCCACCAUCACCCGUUCGUCCCUUUCGGCUUCCCGACCGGCGAGAGUUGCUACGGCCCCGACGAUGUCGGCGGCAGCGGUGUCGACGGCGGAGCGUUGCUGUUGCUGGAAGGUGUCGGCGGGGCUAACGACGCCGGCGGGAGUGGUUGUCCCGAAACGUCCGAUUUCCGCGAAGCCACCCGGGACCUGUUGAGGUUCAUCGAUUCGGCGUCGAGCAACAUCAAGCUGGCGUUGGACAAGCCGGGCAAAUCCAAACGGAAAGUCAACCAUCGGAAGUAUCUGCAGAAACAGAUCAAGCGCUGCACCGGCCUCCUCGGGGCAAACGCGGAGACGGCGGCGGCGGCGGCAACAACUCCCGAUCCGGUUCCCGCAGCCGCUACCGCCGCUGCCUCCGCCGCCCCCGCGAACAAGCCAUUCUCGGCCUCGUCGACGCCUUGUAGCGCCGGUGCCGCGGCGGCGGCGGCUCCUUCCUGCAAGCCUCCCCCGGCCAAACGGGAGAGCAAAAGCCUAGCCGCGCUGUUCGACUCCUGCUUGCGCUCGACGCCUUUCCAGUCCGGCGGAACCCCGACGGCGGCCGUUGCAACCCCGGCCGUUCCUGCCUCCGACGGCAAGGAUCGGGCAGGGUCCUCCCAGACGGCUCCUGGGAUCGCCUGCAAGAAAGUCCCUUUGCGGAACCGCAACCUGCCCCGCUCCUUCUUCACUGAGCCAGCGCCCAACCGGCCACCCAACCAUGCCGGCUUGGAAGGACCCGUCCCGUCGGUGGCCGAAGAGCUCUUCGAUCUGCUGGCCGCCCCGGAUUACAGAGCCUUGUUGCAGGAAUCGACGGAGCCUCCGCCACCGCCGCCGUCCGUCUUUCCGGCCGAGCUGCCUCUGGAGCCAUCAUUGUACGAGCCGCUGCCGUCGUUGGCACCUCUGCUGUACGCCGAGACCCCCUUGAGACCCCUGCCGGCUCUCUACGCCGCCGUCGCCGCUGCUGCCGCCGUGUCGGAUCCGACGGCACCCUUCUUUGCAGAUUGCCCGCUGCCGCCUCCGCCGUCGAUGCCCUACGAUUAUGGCUACAAUCGGGGGGUGCCUUACCCCAGCCUUUAG
This is a messenger RNA of Ahaetulla prasina, 1169 nucleotides long. RefSeq names its product family with sequence similarity 181 member B (gene FAM181B). Bases 51 to 1169 code for a protein of 372 amino acids. The transcript has a single exon. Lineage: Eukaryota; Metazoa; Chordata; Lepidosauria; Squamata; Colubridae. The record is from RefSeq and is a predicted model, not a curated record.